CGAGCAGUUGUUUAUACUUCGUGACUGAAUCGUGAUACAGCCACUGUUUUCAAAAACCAAGAUGGUCGAUGAUCAUAUCGUUGCAGUUGGAAGCUUAAACGACUGUGAAUUAUUGGUAGAAAAAUUCUCCCUUUUAGCAAAAACUAAUCUUAGUUUUGCAAACUUUGCACUGAUAUGGAAAAAGUCAAAUUUUGAAUUGAUAUUUUGUGGACGGAGUUCUGAUGAACUCCCUCAGCUUGCCAGUGAGCUCUUGGAGAUAGCAAAAACUAUUGUUUUGAAUACCAGCCACACAUUUGAGUCAAGAGUUGGUGGACUCUAUCUGAUGUAUGGAUUUUAUUUUACCCAGCAAUCUAAAUCCAAGAUCCGCUUUACAUUGUGUGAAUUCCAAGAAUUUAUGAUGUUUGUAAUUGAACUGAAGGAACGGGAUGUUCUGGAAGCCCAGUUUAUUUUUUAUAAACUAUUUCUCAGCAAAGCCUUUUUAUUUUGUACUUCUAGCACACCCAACAAGAAAACAAAAAAAAUUUAUGCCUUGUUAAAUCCACAGCGCCAGUUAGAGGAAGAGGUUGACCAUGGGAAUAAUGUGAUUGAUUAUGAAUGUAGAUUAAUUGACUGUGAAGGUUUAUCUAUGAACAGCCUCACAGAUGUUGAUAUCUUGCACACAAAGUACGAAGAAGUUAAAACUAAUUUACCAGGUUUUGUCACUGAAAAUUCUUCAUCUGCUGCUUCAAACAAAAAUUUCCCUAGUGAACUAAGGACAACAUUAGAUUUGCUCAAGUCAGAAAUUCUGAAGAGUAAUGGAUGUAAUAUUAAACGUGGGAAAUCAGUGAUUAGCUCUGAAGUAGAAGAGAAUCAAGGAGUAAUUCGUAGAAAAAUUGUUAACUCGUCAUUUCAGUCGCAACGCUUAUCACGCCGUCUGCCGGGAAGUGGUAGAUCAGACGAAAGUGCUCGUAGAGCAUUAUUGUCGAGGUCGCCAAAUUCAUAAAACAGCAUCAUAUUCUUACCAUUAUUUACCGAUUUACACAUCGGUAAAUCCUACAUACCAGGAAAGGUUGUAGCGUUAUGCAGGGAAAAACCCGUUUACCAAUCCCUCCCAUUGGAAGCAAGAUCAAGGAAUUCCAGGAAAAUAAACCAUACAAACUCAGUUGCAAGGGCGAGUUAAGGAGGUGGAGAAAUCUGAUUUUGUAUUCCUUCCGCGCAUUAAGCAAAAUAAACAAGAAAAAAAAUAAA
Messenger RNA from Daphnia magna, 1227 nucleotides. RefSeq lists its product as uncharacterized. The transcript has 6 exons. Lineage: Eukaryota; Metazoa; Arthropoda; Branchiopoda; Diplostraca; Daphniidae. The record is from RefSeq and is a predicted model, not a curated record. Gene Ontology annotation, biological process: snRNA transcription by RNA polymerase III; snRNA transcription by RNA polymerase II. The coding region runs from base 62 to 982 and encodes 306 amino acids. Gene Ontology annotation, molecular function: sequence-specific DNA binding. Gene Ontology annotation, cellular component: snRNA-activating protein complex.